GUGUGGAUGUUUUAAAUUUCCCGCUAAUUCCAUUUUCACAACGUUUCGUCUUCAUCAUAACAAACCCAAGUAACAAGUAACAAGUUACAGAUCUAAGUACAUACUACCUACAUAUACAGGAAAAGAAGAGAAGGGAGCCCAGGGAGCCUCUACAGACCCUCAUAGAUAGUACAUACUACACUACUAUACUACACUAUACUAUACUACAUACCUACCUACCUACCUACCUACCAUAGAAGUCACGACGUUCCUUCUUCUACCCAACGAGUGAACGACCGACCCGUCAAAUUCAUAUCAUCCAGAGCCUUUAGAUGCUCUAGGCCUACCUGAGCCUAGUCUUGGACGUAGUCAUGUCUCACAACCACGGUGGAUGUUGCGGUCACGGGAAUCACGGAGGUCCGGAUGUGGGCGUGUCCAUCGAGGAUGCGGAUGGUCUCGGCUGUCAAUACAGUCUCUAUCAAAAGAUCAAUCUGGCCGAGGUGGCGUGCUUGAACGAGACCGUGGAUGGAUCCGGUCAGCUCGUGUUCAAGCCUUGGGAUCGACGUCUGGAUAAGACAGAUUGCGUCGUGUCCGAUGCCGAUGAAGAGCUUCUGUGGAACAUCCCGUUCUCCGGCAAUGUCAAACUGAAAGGCGUGAUCGUGGUGGGCGGCGAAGGUCAGAGUCAUCCGCAGAAGAUGCGGCUUUUCAAGAACCGGGAACAUAUGACCUUUGACGAAGCGCGGGCCCAGGCCGAUCAAGAAUUUGACGUGGUCAAAGAUCCCCAAGGCCAAGUGGAAUAUCCCACCAAAGUGGUCAGCUUCUCGAAUGUCCAUCAUCUCACCAUCCAUUUUCCCUCCAAUUACGGCGACGAUGAAACCAAGGUCUAUUAUAUAGGCUUGAAGGGCGAGUUUUUCAAAUCCAACCGAGUGGGUGUGGUCAAUACCGUCUACGAGGCCCGACCUAUGAUGGAAGAUCAUAAACAGGAUCUGAAGGAUCUGAACAUCAGCCACAAUGCCCAAUUCUAAGCCAACGCCAAUCGACCAUGCCC
Messenger RNA from Tigriopus californicus, 1027 nucleotides. RefSeq names its product PITH domain-containing protein GA19395-like. The transcript is spliced from 3 exons. Lineage: Eukaryota; Metazoa; Arthropoda; Copepoda; Harpacticoida; Harpacticidae. The record is from RefSeq and is a predicted model, not a curated record. The coding region runs from base 351 to 1004 and encodes 217 amino acids. Gene Ontology annotation, cellular component: nucleus.